Messenger RNA from Papilio machaon (common yellow swallowtail), 5936 nucleotides. RefSeq lists its product as uncharacterized. The transcript is spliced from 11 exons. The record is from RefSeq and is a predicted model, not a curated record. NCBI's taxonomy places the organism in Eukaryota, Metazoa, Arthropoda, Insecta, Lepidoptera, Papilionidae. Bases 120 to 5936 code for a protein of 1938 amino acids.
AGUUUGAAAUUAAUUUGUUUUGUUUUCUUUGUUUAAUAAAAAAUAUACUGCACACUUAUUUAAGAAAUGAAGUUUUCGACGUGACCAUAGUUUUUAUUUAUUUUUAAGUAAACGUCAAAAUGACUUCUGAGGUCGAUUUUGUAAAAACAAAUGAAUUUAUACAACGAAGAAAGUUGAGGCUACAGCAGGUUCGGGAACAAUCAAAAGAUAUUGCCAAGAAAAUUCGACAGCGUGCUAAAGAAGAAACUUUACGGCAAGUGAUAGACGUUGAUUCACAGAGGAAAAAACAGUACCUUGAAUGCCAAAAGCAAUUUGUAGACAAGUUGCAAGAAAUUUAUGCUAAAGGUUUAGAGGAUGUGGGCAAAGGUCAUAAGAAUGCAUCAAAGCAACUUCAACAAGGUUUUGAGAAGAAGGUUGACAAGUCAAAAUUAAGGGGUAAAGAAGCAGUGGCAGAAGUAAGACGAAGAAAGCAAGAAAUAUUAGAUAAGAAAAAGGAAUUGUUAGAUAGAAAACUAUUUGCUAGGGAAGUGGCUAAUGAAAUAAGUAGAGAAAAAUCUAAUGUUGUUGCCAAAACUCUUAUAACAGAAAAGGAGUCCAAUUUUGCAGCUGAUAAUAAGGAACCAGAGAAUGAUAAUCAAAGAAAUGUAGUUGAACCUGUAGAAAAGGUUGAUAUGGGAACACAAUUAAAUUUAAAUGAACCAACAAAUGGUUAUCAGACUGAUAUACCAGAACUGUUGUUACCAGAGAAUGAAACUAUAAGAGACCCAGUUGAUGUACCAGAGAAGCUUGAAAGAUCUAAAAGACCCAAUCUUUUUGCACUCAGUGACGAAAUGCCAUCUAGCUUGCGAGGUGGCGCAGUAAACACUCCUCAGUCUCAACAAAUGAAGUCAGCUGUCAAUUUGGUUUCCGAACAUAUACAAAAUAGACAUCUUCGCCUACGAGAAACAGAGGCAAGACUAAAUAAAAGGCAAGAUGAAGAGUUGCGAAACAUUAAACAUACCAUAAUGCAAUCCAGAGCAUCAAAGCUGAAAGUGAAUGGAAUUAACAAAGAUAAUUGUGCCAGUACAAAUUCUGUAGAUACCGCACAAAAAGGUUCAGUGACAAUGUACAAUCAUCUGACCAAGGACACCAGAACUAUGCUUACUAAUGAUGAUGAUCUAGUAAUUCGAGAGGAACAUUUUGAUGAUGAUGCAUUUACAAAGGCACAGAAGGAAGACACAAAUGAUAAUGUCAAACAAAAAGAAAUCCACAGCAAAAUAGCAGAAAGAAGGAAUAAAGUUGCAAUGACGAAAGACAAUGUUGAUAAAGAAUACAGAGAUACAUUGGCAUUUUUGAAUUCAUUACCUAAAGAUAUGUCGGAUAAACCUAUUAGAAAUGCAUUCAUGGAUGAAAAUCGACAGCAACAAUUAAAGGAAAAACGGGAACAGAAAUUGACAGAUGAAUAUAGAAAUGUAGAAAGGCAAUGUAGAGGACAUCAUAAGUGUAAGCAUUUAAAAUGUUGUCAAAGUAAUUCAAAAUCAGCAAUAAAUAAAAAUGAUGAUUCAAACGAUGAUUCCCAGUACACAUGGGUACCGGUACCAGAAAUACCAAAGAAACAAAGUGUUGACGAUGUCAUAAACAAACAUGGUAACACUGUUAAAUUCAGUAACAAAAAUGACUACCAUGAAUAUAGAUCAAGUAGGAAGCAUUCACCUCCAACUAAAGAUAUUCCGGUCAAAUCUAAAGUAUCAAGUAGAUAUGUUGAAACUGCAAUAAUUAAGGAAGUAGGUGAUGAAACAACUGAUUGUUCAUCAAUAGUAUCGGAUACUACGACAUCUGAAAAUUUUGCACUAAACAGAAGAAAUAAAAAAGAUAUUUUAGAAGAAUUGGACCCACAGUUAACUGAUGCUGAUAGGAUUAUUAUUUACAAAAUUCUCAAUUCGAAAAAUGACAAAAAGAAAAAAUGUUCUAAAAAUAAAUUAGUUGAUAAAGUAAGGAGUGCAAAAGAGAGUGUUUGUGAAAAUAUUCAUAAUGAAAAAUCUACGCAAAAAACUGAAGAUAAUAUUAAAAGCAAGACAUCUUUUGAUCAACUUACCGAGGGAAUCUACAAAGCUGUUAAUAAAAAUGGGGACAAUUUGACUUCAUUGCAACUCUGUGAUCCAAGCUCAUCUGACAAGGAUCUCCAGCAGGGAGAUGGUGUACGUCAGUGUUCAUGUGUCAAAUUGCAUUGUCAAGAUGUCCAUUCUCGGAAUGUCCCGACCGACACUGGUACCAAUGAAAGAUCUGUUUUUAAAUGCCAAUGUGCAAUGAAUACAAAUCAUGCAGAAGGACAGACGAUUCACUAUCCCUCAGCUGCUACUUCCACUACGUCUCUCAAAAUUGGCGAAAAUGUUGCACCUAAUAAUGGUUGUCUAAAGGUUAUCGACGACGUCUGCCAAGAGAAUGGAAAGUUUUAUGUUGGAACAACAGGCUACCUCAAAGAUGAAGCUUACGAAGUAGUUAUACAACUCAGGAAAAAAGAAAACGCAAAAGAUGGCGCUCAGGAAGAGAAACUUAAAAAUCAGGAUGAAGAUACAAAUAAAAAUACCAAGAAUAUAAAUGUGCCUGCGCAAAGUCCUGCGCCAGAAGUCGAUAUUAAUGAAAAUGCUACUCGUGAAGUUACUGAAACACAUACAGAAGAGAAAACUAGUCCAUUGACUAAUGUAACAUCCCACAAACCAACGGACCCAGUUUCUGCAAAAACUAGCCCUCAGAAAUCAAAAUCAGUGGGCAGUCAAGAUGAGCGCAGAGAGAACAGUGUAUAUGCUAAUAAUCCAACAACAUGCACUGUCACUAAACAUGCUACUUCGACCUACACACAGACAACGAGUUCUCCAAUUCACAAACCAAUUUUCAUGCACAUGAGUUCCACAUCUACUGCUUAUAUGAGUCCACCAGACAUUAUCAUGCCUAAGUUUUCUAAACGAGAUUACGACGCCUCGUAUGAUGAAACUUAUGAUUCAAUAAAGGAGUCGCAUAAUUCUAUGUCCUAUAAAAAUUUUCAAACUUGUAAAUGCAAACAUCAUGGUCAGAGAAGAAAAAAAUCAAAACACCAAAGUGAGCCUGUACCAAAUAGCAAGAAACUGAAUUAUCAGGUCGAAGAUAUAUUCACGUCGAAUAAUAUAAGUAGUGCUGGUGAAUUAAGUGAUGCUUGUUGUAAAAAUUACAAAACAACUACAGAUAGUGUUUAUUCAAGAAUCUGCUGUGCGUGUAGCAAGAUAAAAACCUGUCACAAACAUAAAAAGGAAGCAAAAGGAACUAAAAGUUGUAAUCAUCGUAAAUCCAUGUCAGUACGCGACGUACCGAAUAAGCAUGUUAAAUAUUCCAAAACUAAUGUAUCGAAAAGAAAAAUUAAAACUCCAUUAAAUCCCUUAGUUAAAGAAUAUGUAAAUAAGUUACUAGAACUUAACAAAGAGGGCAUGAAGGCUAUUGAAAUAAUAAACGAAGAAUGCAGUUCCGUACCUACACCGAGCAGUUCCAUUAUAAAUGACAAUCUUAAUCUAAAAGGCAAAUCAUUAGCCGAGAAAAAAAUAUCAUUGGAACAAAUUAAAAAUAUUCUGAAGGAGAAAAUUAUUAAUGAUCUAAAACUUAAAGAUGAUACAAAUGAUGCAGAACUCGCGAAACGUGCAAAUGAUCAAGCAAACAAACAUUCAAAACUGCAUACAAAAUUAAAUAAACGAAAACAACUACAUAAAGUAAAAUCAUUAAAUAUUUCAAAAAAGGUUUCUACAACAAAUGAGCCUAGAAAUUAUUUACAUGAGAUUCAAGCAUCCAAGUCGACAACAACAUCCUCGUCUUAUAAAACUGAUACCAGUGAUCAGCCAGAUUGUUUAAUAUCUAAUAGCUGUAAUAAAACAGAUGAAAAAAAAUCUACACAGCCAAAGAAAAUAGUAACAGGCGCAAAAGACCAGAAACCUACGUAUGAUAAUAUAGUUUCAAAUGGUUCGGUGCCGCUUCGAUGUAGAUCUGAUAACUUUCCUCCUUCCUCACAUUCAGAAAAUACAAUUAAAAACAAUCAUCAAGAUAAAUUACACAUCCCGCCUUCUAACACAUCGACACAAACUAAUGUAUUUGUUUCCGAAGAAAAUCUUGUGAAAGUUGCUGAAGGUAAGCUUCAGAAUAUGGAAAAGAUUGCUGAUCUCACAGAAAAGUGUACAAAACGUUUAUCAAAUCUUGCCAAGGUGCUCGAAGAAGUAAGACGAAACAAGUCGUUAUUUUACAGUCAACUAACAUCAUCUGACUCUACCUCGGACUCAGAGGCAGAAAGGAACAGAAAAAAAUCUAUAGAAAAAACUUUAUCUCCGGCCGUUAUUGUUCCUGAAGUUCACAAGCCCUCUGCUCCAAUAGAAGAGAAGGAAAAUAAAAUAGACAAUAAUACAUUUACCCCGUUACUUUCUGAUAUUCCAAAACUAAUAAACUUUUCGAAUCCUCUAUCUGAAGCUGACUCUAUGAUCACACUUGCAUCUAGCAAAGAAAGUUUAAAUAUAGAAAAUCAACAAAGACCGAAGUCAAAGCCGCCGCCAGCAUUAUCGAGAAUUUAUUUCAAAAAUGAUCAAGAUCAUGUAAUUCCCCAUGAAUUAUCGACGGUGCUGGAAGUAGAUUCGCCUAUGAGUUUAAAAGUAAAAAGUCAAUCACGCAACGAUAUUAAUGCUGAUGUUAUUUCUAAUGCUUCAGUCAAAAAAGUAGAUAAUACUAAUACAGAGCAAGCCCGUAAGAGCACUUUAAACAUUUCACCAUCUACUUCGAGAAUGGAAUGCCUCGAAACAGAUUCAUUAAAAGCCACAAUGAGUGCAUUAAGAAAACUUCCCAAGACCACAGAUUUAAAUGGUGAUUCUUCUGACAACUCAAAGUUACCUAUGAUGGACAUGCAGCAAUUUAAUGAAAUUAUGCUAAAACCGUUUAUCAGUAUUAAAGAAUUCACUAAGAAAAAAAAUAUUGAAAACGGCGACGCAUCCAUUUUGGACGAUCAUUUAAAAAGCGUUUUAACGAACGAUGACUUGAGUUCUUUACAUUCUGAAAAUAGUUUACCGGAUGUUAUAGCAGAAUUAUUGAAGAGAAAAAUAAUUAAUGAACCUUUUAAAUUUGACACGGCGUCUAAUGUUAACACGAGUACCACAUCAGAAUCAUCAAUGUCUCUAUUAGCUUUGUCAAAUUCAAACAAAGACAAGAAAAGAACAACUAUUUUACACCAAGGCAAAAAUAUUGUAGAAACUUCUGAUACAUUGAGCAUCUCUUCAAAUCCAGAUUUGGAAAAUGCAUUCCAAAAAUUAGGUAUGGGCUGGGCUUCGUCUACGCUCAAGAAAACUAAGGAGCGUCUUGCCCUCUCCUCGUCAUCAAAUACUUCCAGCUCGAGUGGACCUCAAACUCGGAGUAAAAUUGGUAGUAUCCCUCAAUCAAAUGCUGAUUACAUUUUAGCGCUACAACAUGUCAAUACAACGACAAGACGAAGCUCGAAAGAUGAUCCAUCCAAAAAUCUUGAACAGCAAACGUCUUUGUCAAAUUCUAUGACUGUCAAAGAAUUUCUUACCAAUCAACUUGCCAAGAAAAUACUUUUUACAAAUCCAUCUUCUAAAGAUUUAACCGAUCAAGAAUUCAUUUCUUUAUAUGAGACUAAGAUGCCUGAAGAAAUGAAGAAAAUAGUAGAACACGACCAAUCUGGCAACAGUGUAGGUAAUUGCACCAGCAACAGAGCACGGACAUCGACACCUGUACAAAUUUUUAGAUCAAUGACGUAUAAAUCCACUUCCAGUUCGAACACUUCGAACGGCUUGUUCAGUAACGCCGAUGACUUGUCGUCUGUAAAGGUUACAUCAAAUUCCAUUCGAAAUCAUUCCACUUCUGACAAAGAUGACUUGACCAUUCCAAAUUACAUUCUAAAAGUUACUAAAGGACAAUCUGAUUGUAGUAAAAGUGAUUAG